CUUUCUCAAAAAAAAAUAAAAAAAAUCAGCGGCUCGGAAACCCAGGGCCGCCGCCGGCCGCUCGCAGUCGCACCCGAAGCUGCGAAACCCCCACAGGUCACAGCACACGACACGCGCAAGCAGGCAGGGCAGGGGCAGGGAGAUGGUGGCGAUCUCGAUGUACCGCGGCAACCUCCACCGGGGCGCGGCCGACGCCGCUCGCCACUGGCCGGUACCCGCACCCACCCUCUCGGCGUCCCGGUUCCGCCGUCUCCUCCGCAGCCGCUCCCUCGCCGUCUCCCGCCUAGAAGGUGCCCGCAAGCUCGACUCCGGGAGCUCCUCCCCCAACUCGCGCCUGGAUGAGGGCGCCCCGGAGCCCGUGGGACAGGCGGAAGAAGUAGACGGCGGACAGCAGCAGCAGGACGAGCGGCAGGAGGAGGAGGAGGAGGAGCAGGCGGAGGGGCAUGAUGUGCAGCAACAGCAGCAGCAGGAGCAGGCGGAGGGAGAGGGGCAGGAUGAGCAGCAGCAGCAAGGGGAGCAUGGGGGAGAAGAAGAGGAGGAGCAGGAGGAGGGGGCGGUGGAGGAUGUGGAAAUGGACGAUGCUGGAGAGGUAGUCGCUGGAGGUGACCAUGCUGGUGGCAAUGGUGAUCCUGAAGAAGGCCAAGGCGAAAGCGAAGGCUUCGACCCCAACGCGGAGGUGCCCAACUCGGAGGUGAGUUACCGUGAUGGGGUUGAAGGAAAAAAGAGAGAUUUGAGUGACAAGCUGGAUACCCUAAAUAAGAAAAAGCAUGAUCUUGUGCAGAUGCUGAAGCAGGUUUUAAAUGCCGAAGAAGAAAUCAGAACUCGGAGCAUGCAGGCCCCAUUACGGGCUGCCAUGCCUCAGCAGUCAGAAAAUGCAGCUGAUGGAAGUUCUGUUCCUAGACAGGCGCCCAGAAUGACCGUUGAUGUCAAUUUUAGUGAAUUUGCUGGAGAGUCAGAUGCUGGUUCCAACCAGGGCACUCCUGGACGCCCCUUGCAUCAUGUUCACAGUAUUUCUCCUUCAACAGCUUCUUUUGCUAGGUCGCCAUUUAGUUCUCUCCACCACAAUUCGGGCCACACUCCAAGAAGCCCGGCGACUUUCUCUACAGCAAGUCCAUCUCGCUUUGCAGCUAGCGGGCAUCAAGGGAAUCCUUACAGUCAUCCAUCGGCAUCAUUACCAGGAAGUAACUUUGUAGCCUCGUCGCCAUCCCCUGCCGCAUCAGGUGGCUCUUCCUCCGUAUUCAGGGACUAUCGCCCACCCAAUUCAACAUAAUCCCAAGCUCAGUGAAAUUAGCACCCGUCUCAACCCAAAGGCAGUGUACAGGACCGUCACUAUGAAUUUUUCAAUGCUGUUAAUGCGCCUCUCCUAGGUAUUCCUUAUUGACAAUAUAAUCAGAAUGUGUCGAGCAACUGUGGGAGAAUAAGAUCAUGUUGCAGCACCAUUCCGUAUUCAGGCCAGUGCUAAUGGAAGGAAUGGCAUGUUCGUCAUGUGUUGACUGUGGUUAGAAUGUAAUGUCACCCUAACUAUUAAAGAACAACAGUACUUAUUUAUCUGAUUUACGAGUCUUCGACAUUGAAAAA
This is a messenger RNA of Brachypodium distachyon (stiff brome), 1578 nucleotides long. RefSeq names its product neurofilament medium polypeptide. The transcript has 4 exons. NCBI's taxonomy places the organism in Eukaryota, Viridiplantae, Streptophyta, Magnoliopsida, Poales, Poaceae. The record is from RefSeq and is a predicted model, not a curated record. The coding region runs from base 143 to 1270 and encodes 375 amino acids. Gene Ontology annotation, cellular component: chloroplast.